Molecule: messenger RNA, 1170 nt
Organism: Entamoeba histolytica HM-1:IMSS
Lineage: Eukaryota; Evosea; Mastigamoebida; Endamoebidae
Product: calreticulin, putative
Exons: 1
Coding region: 1-1170 (389 amino acids)
Biological process (GO): protein folding
Cellular component (GO): endoplasmic reticulum membrane; endoplasmic reticulum
Molecular function (GO): calcium ion binding
Source: RefSeq, a predicted model, not a curated record
AUGUUUACUCUUUUCCUUCUCAUUGCACUAAGCAGUGCUAAGGUUUAUUUCCAUGAAACAUUUGAGAAUCGAGACAAAUGGAUCGAUUCAACAUCUUCAGGAAAGGCAUUAGGACCAUUUAAAAUAGUAAGUGGGAAAUGGUAUGGAGAUGCUAAUAAUAAAGGACUUCAAACAUCAGAAGACAACAAAUUUUAUAUUGCAGCAGCUAAACUUGAUGAAGAGUUUAGUAAUAAAGAUAAAAAUUUGAUUGUUCAAUACAAUCUUAAAUUUGAACAAGGAAUUGAUUGUGGAGGAGGAUAUAUUAAAUUACUUCCAAAGAAAUCAAUUGAAAGUGAAGAGAAAUUUACACCUGAAUCUGAAUAUAAUAUUAUGUUUGGACCAGAUGUAUGUGGAGGAUCAAAAAGAACACAUGUUAUUAUGAAUUAUAAAGGAAAGAAUAAUUUAAUUAGAAAAGAAAUUAAAUGUGAAUCAGAUGAUAUUUCACAUUUAUACACAUUAAUUAUUAGACCAAAUAAUACCUAUGUAGUUAAAAUUGAUGGAGUAGAAAAACAAGAAGGAAAGUUUGAUGAAGAUUGGGAUAUGUUAGCACCAAAAGAAAUUGAUGAUCCAAAUGUCUCAAAACCAGCUGAUUGGGUUGAUGAAAAGGAAAUUGAUGAUCCAAAUGAUAAGAAACCAGAAGGAUGGGAUGAUAUUCCUAAAACUAUUGUUGAUCCAAAUGCUAAGAAACCAGAAGAAUGGAAUGAUGAAGAUGAUGGAGAAUGGGAAGCACCAACAAUUGAAAAUCCAGAAUAUAAAGGAGAAUGGAAGCCUAAGAGAAUUCCUAAUCCAGCAUAUAAAGGAGAAUGGGUACAUCCACAAAUUGCAAAUCCAGACUAUGUUUAUGACCCAGAAUUGUAUAAAUAUGAUUCAUUUGCUUAUAUUGGAAUUGAUGUUUGGCAAGUUAAAGCAGGAACUAUUUAUGAUGAUAUUUUAAUUACCGAUGAUAUUGAAGAAGCAGAAAAAGAAGCUAAAGUUAUUUUAGAAAGAAAUGCAGCUGAAAAGAAAAUGAGAGACGAAAUAAAAGAAGCAGAAAAACAAAAAGAAGAAGAAGCUAAAAAAGAAGCAGAAAAACAAAAAGAAGAAGAGACUAAAGAAGAAAUUAAGAAAGAAGAAAACAAAGAAGAGCUUUAA